AUGGAGAACAUCUUCGCGUCUCUGUUGCGGCAAAUCAGGUACUACUGUUUCAUUUCAUCUAACGUAUUGUGUUUUAACUUUAUUAUUAAGGGUGGCCGCAAGUACAUGGAAGAUCGUGUCCAUAUCGAGACUGUUAGGAAAGAAGACGGCUCUAUCAAGUUCACAUUUUUCGGGAUUUUCGAUGGUCACGGCGGGCAUGAAGCUAGUGAAUAUGUUAGAACAAACCUCUUAAAUAACAUAAUGCAAAGUGACCUGUUUGAUUCGGACGAUGACGAUGAUGUAUUGGAAGCUAUACGGCUGGGUUUUCUCACAACUCAUCAUGGCAUCUGGAAGGUAGUAUCAGAAUGGCCACGUACCGCUUCUGGAUAUACUAGCACCGCAGGAACUACUGCUAGUGUGGCAAUAAUUAGGAAUGGAAAGCUGUACACCGGACAUGUUGGCGAUUCUGCCAUCAUCUUACUUAAAAGAUCAUAUCGUAAAGACAAUAUAGAGGAUCUUGUUCCCCACAGAUUGACGGUUGACCACAAACCUGAAAGUGAAGAUGAGCAGGCGAGAAUUCGAAUCGCUGGAGGAUCGGUAGCGUUGAAAAGCGGUGUUGCUCGUGUCGUCUGGACCCGUCCUAUCAGGCACCAUACUGGUCCAGUGAGACGAAGUACACCUACUGAAAGCAUACCAUUUCUUGCCGUCGCUCGUAGUCUAGGUGAGUUAGUAUUUCUUUUUUCUUAA
Messenger RNA from Angiostrongylus costaricensis, 726 nucleotides. Lineage: Eukaryota; Metazoa; Nematoda; Chromadorea; Rhabditida; Metastrongylidae. The record is from the annotation of a GenBank genome assembly.